Messenger RNA from Cyprinodon tularosa, 1006 nucleotides. RefSeq names its product IGFBP domain-containing protein. Bases 137 to 787 code for a protein of 216 amino acids. Gene Ontology annotation, biological process: regulation of cell growth; regulation of signal transduction. The record is from RefSeq and is a predicted model, not a curated record. Lineage: Eukaryota; Metazoa; Chordata; Actinopteri; Cyprinodontiformes; Cyprinodontidae. Gene Ontology annotation, molecular function: insulin-like growth factor binding. The transcript has 4 exons. Gene Ontology annotation, cellular component: extracellular region.
CCCCCCCUCCUCAUCUAUUGGCUGCCACAGGAGGUUGUGCCUCACAGAGCCUGACUGGUUUGACCCUCCAGGUCCUCAUGACUAUAAAAGCUGCCGGGUUCCCUCCACUGCAGGACUGCAGGGCGUAAACUCCAACAUGUGGACGCUCCUCCUUGUGUGCUGCCUGUUAGGGGUGUUGGGGACAGAGGACAUCCUCCCUGGGGACGCCCGGCAGCUUCAGACCCUACACUGCCCGCCCUGCGAGCAGAUACACUGCUCCUCCAAGCGGGCGCUGAGGCUCCAGUGCAAAGGUGGCGUCACGACGGGCGUCUGCGGCUGCUGCCCCGUCUGCGCCCGGAUGGAGGGGGAGACCUGCGGGGGGAACUGGGACUAUCUGGGGAAGUGUGACGAGGGGCUGGUGUGCAUUCAUCAGGCGCCAGCAGCUGAUAAACCAGGAGCAGAGAGGAAGGGGGUCUGUAAGGCAGUGAUUGAAAGCCUGAACCCAGAGAGCUGCAGCCCAGAAUGCACCAAGGAGUACUGCCAGGCUAACCCCGCUGCAAUCUGCUCUGCCAGGUUUGCAUCCCUUGAGAAGAAGGCAUGCCAGGGCUCCUGCCAGCACACCUCCUGCUCCAGCUGCCUCACGCUGAGGCGGCCUUCAUGCCCUCACAGCUGCGCGCCCUCCGAUUCGGCCUGCAUGCACCGCUUCGGCAGGUGUGUUCACAAUCACCUUAGAGGUCAUCCUGCCUGCAGCAGUGACAUACAGAAUAAUGGCGAAGGGCGUUUAGUGUGUUUGGUGCCGGAUUGCUGACAGCCAAUCACGCGCCUGUAAGACCACCGCAGGAGGAGAUGAAUGAAACCAAAGGAGAAACUUCACAAGUUCAUGUAGCAAAAUAUAGGAAAAAAGGCAGCUAUCUUCCUAACAUCAAUACCUGGAGAAUAAAUGUGAUCUCAUUUUGAGAUGUAAAUUGUAAAUUGUAAAAUAACUUUGUUUACAUUUUUGCAAAAUAAACAUUUAAGUGAUAAUUGA